AUGGCUUCAAAUACCGACGACUUGGAACCGCAAUCUCCUACAGCAGAAUCGUCAGCAAGAAGGAAAUCACCGCCUCCUGGAUCGAGCAAUCCGCCCAGGUCGAAGCGCGCCAAAUAUGCAGCAGCCGCUUGCGUAGAGUGCAAGAAACGAAAGCUCAAAUGCAUCAGGAACGAGAAUGAGGAAGAAUGCCAACGAUGUGUAUCAAGCGGCGUACAAUGUGUCUUUGGCGCGGCCCCGUCGCAAGACGGAAGCAUUGCGCCGAGAGAAAGGCCCAAGACUAACAGGAGACUCCCGCGAAAUAGGCCAUUCUUAACUCUUCUGGACAGUCUAUCAAGCGAGAUCAUCAUGGAUGAGAUCUCCUUGCUACGGGAACAGGUCGCUAGCCUAGCCAAUACCGUGGGCAAGCUGGCUUCGGACAAGACCCGCCAAACUUCAUCAAAUUCUCCCAGCUCCCAACGCCACAUGUCAAUACAUGACAUAUCCUCGCCGCAGGCCGGGCAAGAACCGAAGCAACCGCAGUUUGUCGGUCCUACAAGGUCCGCCUUUAGUCUGAAGGUUGCCGAGACAUCCCUCACAAGGAUGGGCAUCUCUGCGGAGACUCCACUCCCAGCUGGUGCGAGCGAGUCUCUCGCACCUACGCGGUACCCGACGCCCGAGCAGUCCGAGCCGGCACUCUCUGUUCCGGGUACCGAUGUCCUUCUGACACUGCCGCUGGAAGAGUUCGUCAGGUUGCUCGAGGUCUUUCAGGAGGAGGUCGAGACGGUGUAUCCAUUCCUGGAUACCGGAGAGCUUGUAUCCAAGGCCGCGGACAUUCGGGCCUUUGUGGACGAUUCCCUGGAUAGCACUGCAUCAGUGAGCUCAGAAACUGUGGAUAUCAAGGAUGUUGUUCUAGCAAAAGUCGCCGUGGCCACGAGCAUAUUGGUCGAAGUGCAUGGCAAGAACCAUGUCAGUAACAAGCUGGUCGAGCCAAUCAAGAACCUUAUAUACCAGCUUUCGAUCGACGCUCAAGCUGAUUUGAAAGUAAUUCAAAUCAUGACAAUGAUUAGCAUAUACUACUUCUUCUCCGACGAAGAACUACUAGCCUGGAGGAACAUUGGCAUUGCCGCUCGAGCAGCUCUGGAGAUGGGGUUACAUCAGAACCUGAGCCUCGUGGAGAACUUCCCAGAUGCACGAGAGCGUGCCUUGGCGGUGCGGGUGUUUUGGUGCGUCUAUGUGCUUGAUCGCCGGUGGAGUUUCGGGACGAGCCUCUCGUUCGCCUUGAUCGACCGGGAUAUCGACCCGCAUCUGCCUGAACCACCGGAAGAUUUCCCUUACCUCCGCUGUUUAAUCGGGUACGGACGGCUAUGCUCAAAAGCAUGGGAGGCGUUACCCCCCUUCAGCGCACCGUCACAGUCGAUCCCGAAGGACACUGUCGAAUUCCUCGACUUCACGGCGCAGAACUGGUCAAGGUCCAUCCCUAAUGACCUCCAGCUCCGCUACCUACGGGACGCAAACAUGCCCGUCGGGCAGCCGCGAGUGUUGAGACGACUACAGGCUCUGCUCUACCUACGCGGCAACCAUAUCCGCACGUUGAUACACCGGCAUCACGUCAUCAGCUCGGCCAGCAUCGAGGCCGAUCCGCAAAAGGCGCGCCUCGUCGUCGACAUGGCUAUAGACAGCAUAUCCGUCCUGGUCAACCUCAGCGAGACGAGCGACAUCUACAUGCGCCAGCAGAGCGCAUUCAACUACUUUCUGCUCAGUGCCCUUGCCGUAAUAUUCUUGGCCGUCUGCCAUGGCUCUCGCGUAUUUGCAGAGCCAUGCAGAGACAGUUUCCUGUCCGCAGUGGAACUUGUCAAGGGGAUAUCCCGCCAGGGGACGGCGAGUCGUAGAUUGUGGAAGAGUAUCCGCGGGCUGCUGCCCCUUGCUCAGCGGAUAGGGCUACGGGGAGACGAGAACACGAGCCGUCAGUCGCAGGAUGCGAGUUCGGGCGGUCGUGUGUAUGGCAUGGGCCCGAUGCUCAACGAGCAGCAAGGUAACGCUACGCCUACGUUGGGGCCGGAUUUUGGUGGUUUACAAUCUACGAGUUCAUUGGGACCGACGAGCUCUGGGGGCGUGGCGCCAGAUGCGUUUUCGCUCGGUAACGAUUUGAUGUUCCUUUUUGACGCGUUCGGGCAGGCGGACGAGCCCUGGCCGAAUGGGAUGCAGGAUUACCUGGGAAGUAAUGAGAACCAAGUUCCCAUGAUGGAUGAAGAGGAGAUUUCGCGGCAUUUUUGGGGGUUGAUUUGA
Molecule: messenger RNA, 2265 nt
Organism: Colletotrichum truncatum
Lineage: Eukaryota; Fungi; Ascomycota; Sordariomycetes; Glomerellales; Glomerellaceae
Product: fungal specific transcription factor
Biological process (GO): DNA-templated transcription; positive regulation of transcription from RNA polymerase II promoter by galactose
Cellular component (GO): nucleus
Molecular function (GO): RNA polymerase II cis-regulatory region sequence-specific DNA binding; DNA-binding transcription factor activity, RNA polymerase II-specific; zinc ion binding
Source: RefSeq, a predicted model, not a curated record